This is a messenger RNA of Haemorhous mexicanus (house finch), 2785 nucleotides long. RefSeq names its product fibroblast growth factor 1 (gene FGF1). NCBI's taxonomy places the organism in Eukaryota, Metazoa, Chordata, Aves, Passeriformes, Fringillidae. Bases 335 to 802 code for a protein of 155 amino acids. Gene Ontology annotation, cellular component: cytoplasm. Gene Ontology annotation, molecular function: growth factor activity; fibroblast growth factor receptor binding. Gene Ontology annotation, biological process: positive regulation of protein phosphorylation; cell differentiation; animal organ morphogenesis. The record is from RefSeq and is a predicted model, not a curated record. The transcript is spliced from 4 exons.
GCCAGCCCCGGGGCCGCUCCGGCCGGGACCCGGUGCCUUCCCGGUGCCUGUGCCCGCCUGCGGGCCCUGCCCGGCUCGGGGGCAGCCGCGAGUGCUGCGGGGGCCGGGCUGUGCCCCCGGCAGGCGCUGCCAGGCUCCGGGAGGUGGAGCGAGGGGCAGGGUGACCCCAGCACAUCCCUGCCCACCCCGGCAGGUCAGCGGCGCUGUCUCCCAGGGCCCAGCCCUGCGCACCUGGAGCCUCCUCAGCCCGGCAGCAGCAGCGUGUGCCAGCUCUCGGUGCCACCCCUGCUGUCCCCUCCCUUGCAGCCCGGCGCUGGCAGAGAGAGGCUGAGCGAUGGCCGAGGGGGAGAUCACCACCUUCAGCGCCCUGACCGAGAAGUUCAACCUGCCCCCGGGCAACUACAAGAAGCCCAAGCUGCUGUACUGCAGCAACGGGGGACACUUCCUGCGCAUCCUGCCCGACGGCACCGUGGAUGGCACCAGGGACCGCAGCGACGAGCACAUCCAGCUCCAGCUGAGUGCAGAGAGCGUGGGGGUGGUGCACAUCAGGAGCACCCAGUCGGGGCAGUACCUGGCCAUGGACACCAACGGGCUGCUCUACGGCUCGCAGUUACUGGGUGAGGAGUGUCUGUUCCUGGAAAGGCUCGAGGAGAACCAUUACAACACCUACAUCUCCAAAAUGCACGCGGACAAGAACUGGUUUGUGGGGCUGAAGAAGAACGGGAACAGCAAGCUGGGCCCGCGGACUCACUACGGCCAGAAGGCGAUCCUCUUCCUGCCCCUGCCCGUCUCGGCCGACUGAGGCACAGCCCCGAGCUCAGGGACGGCCCCAGACCCCGAAACCCAACUGCUGCUGCCUCCUCGAGCUCAGCAGAGCUCCCAGCUUUAGGUCAAGGCUUUGCCAAAUCCAGCCAAAGCAGAGCCCCUUUGCUCUGCACCAAGCUUUGCAGAGAUGAGGGGACGAGUCCUAACACCCUCCUGAGGUCAUGGGGGUCCAGCUCCCCCUGCCCUCAGCUCUGUGCCAUGUGUGCCGUGACCCUCAGCUCUGUGCCAUGUGUGCCAUGACCCUCAGCUCUGUGCCAUGUGUGCCAUGUCCCUCAGCUCUGUGCCCGUGUGUGCCAUGUCCCUCAGCUGUGUGCCAUGUGUGCCAUGACCCUCAGCCAUGUGUGCCAUGACCCUCAGCCGUGUGCCCACAUGUGCCAUGACCCUCAGCUGUGUGCCAUGAGUGCCAUGACCCUCAGCUGUGUGCCAUGUGUGCCAUGACUCUCAGCCAUGUGCCCGUGUGUGCCAUGACCCUCAGCUGUGUGCCCGUGUGUGCCAUGACCCUCAGCCAUGUGUGCCAUGACCCUCAGCUCUGUGCCCGUGUGUGCCAUGACCCUCAGCUCUGUGUGCCAUGACCCUCAGCCAUGUGUGCCAUGACCCUCAGCCAUGUGCCCGUGUGUGCCAUGACCCUCAGCUCUGUGCCAUGUGUGCCAUGACCCUCAGCUGUGUGCCAUGUGUGCCAUGACUCUCAGCCAUGUGCCCGUGUGUGCCAUGACCCUCAGCUGUGUGCCCACAUGUGCCAUGACCCUCAGCCAUGUGUGCCAUGUGUGCCAUGACCCUCAGCUGUGUGCCCGUGUGUGCCAUGACCCUCAGCUCUGUGCCAUGUGUGCCAUGACCCUCAGCCAUGUGCCCGUGUGUGCCAUGACCCUCAGCUCUGUGCCAUGUGUGCUGUGACCCUCAGCUGUGUGCCCGUGUGUGCCAUGACCCUCAGCUCUGUGCCAUGUGUGCUGUGACCCUCAGCUGCUUGCCCGUGUGUGCCAUGACCCUCAGCUCUGUGCCAUGUGUGCCAUGACCCUCAGCUGUGUGCCAUGAGUGCCAUGACCCUCAGCCAUGUGUGCCAUGACCCUCAGCCAUGUGCCCGUGUGUGCCAUGACCCUCAGCUGUGUGCCCAUGUGUGCCAUGACCCUCAGCUGUGUGCCAUGUAUGCCAUGACCCUCAGCUGUGUGUGCCAUGUAUGCCAUGACCCUCAGCUCUGUGCCAUGUGCGCCAUGACCCUCAGCUGUGUGCCUGUGUGUGCCAUGACCCUCAGCUCUGUGCCAUGUGUGCCGUGACCCUCAGCUCUGUGCCAUGUGUGCCAUGACCCUCAGCUGUGUGCCCACAUGUGCCAUGACCCUCAGCCAUGUGUGCCAUGACCCUCAGCUGUGUGCCCAUGUGUGCCAUGACCCUCUGUGCCAUGUGUGCCAUGACCCUCAGCUGUGUGCCCGUGUGUGCCAUGACCCUCAGCCAUGUGUGCCAUGACCCUCAGCUGUGUGCCAUGUGUGCCAUGACCCUCAGCCGUGUGUGCCAUGACCCUCAGCCGUGUGCCAUGACCCUCAGCUCUGUGCCAUGUGUGCCAUGACCCUCAGCUCUGUGCCAUGUGUGCCAUGACCACGCUGCAGCUCCCAGGACCUGCCCUGGGCAGGCACCCAGAGAUGUGCCCGAGGGUCACGCCGGUUCCCAGAGAAGCUCACACUUUGUGUCCCCAGGCAUCCUAAGGCAAAGCCUCCCUGGCUACUGUGUGUUAAUAUAUUUGUCCAUCCAGGUGUGUAGCUUCUGACAUGCCCUUGACAGUUCCAGAUUGCACCAUCAGUCCUGUUAUCCAGGGCCAGCCUGGUAAGUGCCAGCUGGGCAUGCUAAGCUGAGCUAGGCAAAGCUCCAGCCUCAGACCUUAUCUCCCUCACAACACCAAUAGUGUGUAUUUCAUGCUAGUACCUGCCAGAUGUUAUUUGUAUUUAUUUAUUAAGUAAAUAUGUCUCUUCUACAA